This is a messenger RNA of Heterobasidion irregulare TC 32-1, 2418 nucleotides long. RefSeq lists its product as uncharacterized. The coding region runs from base 18 to 2363 and encodes 781 amino acids. Gene Ontology annotation, biological process: 'de novo' IMP biosynthetic process; adenine biosynthetic process. The transcript is spliced from 10 exons. Gene Ontology annotation, molecular function: metal ion binding; ATP binding; phosphoribosylamine-glycine ligase activity. The record is from RefSeq and is a predicted model, not a curated record. Lineage: Eukaryota; Fungi; Basidiomycota; Agaricomycetes; Russulales; Bondarzewiaceae. Gene Ontology annotation, cellular component: cytosol.
UCUCACUCUUGAGGACGAUGUCGCUCCGAAUCCUCGUUUUGGGCAGUGGAGGAAGGGAACAUGCGCUGGCCUGGAAGCUAGCCCAGUCCGAGCUCGUCCAGCACAUCUUCGUCUGUCCCGGAAACGGAGGAACGAGCACUGGCUCUAAAAUCUCCAACGUCUCCGAAGUCUCGGGCUCGGACUUUGACGAGCUCGUUAAGUGGGCCGUCGAGAACAAAAUCAAUCUCCUAUUGCCCGGGCCAGAGCAACCACUGGUAGACGGCGUCGAAACUUACUUCCGAAAAGUCGGCAUCCCCGUCUUCGGCCCCAGCGCGUUGGCGGCCAGGAUGGAAGGGUCGAAGGCGUUCUCCAAAGAUUUCAUGGCGCGUCAUUCAAUCCCGACCGCUGCGUACCGCACCUUCACCUCGUCACAAGUCGAAGAUGCCAUCGAGUAUGUGCGCACUUGCGGACACAAGGUCGUUUUGAAAGCGAGCGGACUCGCCGCUGGGAAGGGUGUUCUUAUCCCAGAGACAGUGGAUGAAGCCAUUGAGGGCCUCAAGGAGAUCAUGGUCGAAAACGUAUUUGGCUCAGCAGGGGAUGAGGUCGUGAUCGAGGAACUACUCGUCGGCCCCGAACUGUCUGUGCUCGCGUUUUCCGAUGGGUACACCAUUGUUCCGUUGCCUGCUGCUCAGGAUCACAAACGAAUUGGUGAAGGCGAUACGGGCCCAAAUACUGGCGGUAUGGGGGCCUACGCGCCCGCUCCAGAUGCAACGCCUGCAGUGAUGGAGCAAAUCAUGAAGGAAUCAUUGAAACCCACGAUCGAUGGCAUGCGUCGAGAUGGUUUUCCUUUCGUUGGCAUGCUCUUCACCGGAUUCAUGCUCACAGAAAAGGGUCCAAAAGUUCUCGAAUAUAACGUUCGCUUCGGAGACCCGGAGACAGAGGCUCUUAUGCUUCUUCUCAGCGAUGACACUGACUUAGCAUCUGUAUUGCUAGCUUGUGUAGAACACCGUCUGGACGCGGUUAAGAUUAACGCCCGCCCCGGGUUUGCUGUAUCUGUAGUAUUGGCCUCUGGAGGCUACCCUGGAAGCUACGCUAAAGGGAAAAACAUUUUAGUAGGCGAGGUCCCCUCGAAUGUGGUUGUAUUCCACGCAGGGACUAUCAAAAGGCAUGACACAGUAGAAACCUCGGGGGGCAGGGUGAUUGCUGUUGCUGCGUUUGCACCGACAUUACGCGAGGCACUGGAUGCCGUCUAUGCUGGGGUCGACAAGGUGGACUUUGAGGGCAAGACGUACCGACGGGACAUUGCUCACAGAGCUUUGAGGUCCGAUGUUACCUCUGGCCUUACUUACGCCCAGGCAGGUGUGUCAGUAGACGCGGGUAAUGCACUCGUAGAAGCCAUUAAGCCUUAUGUUCGUGCCACGCGUCGAGCGGGUGCGGACGGGGAGAUUGGCGGCUUCGGUGGCGUGUUCGACCUCAAGGCGACAGGAUACAAAGAUCCAGUGCUCGUGAGCGGCACCGAUGGCGUAGGCACAAAAUUACGCGUCGCCGUCGAUGCAGGAAUUCACGACAGCGUAGGAAUCGACCUCGUGGCCAUGUCAGUCAACGAUCUCAUCGUUCAAGGCGCUGAGCCGUUGUAUUUCCUGGACUACUACGGCUGCAGCAAGCUCGAGGUCCAUGUCGCCUCGCAAGUGAUCAAGGGCAUUGCAGUUGGAUGCCAGCGGGCCGGUUGUGCUCUGAUUGGCGGCGAGACAGCCGAGAUGCCAGGGAUGUACCUACCAGGCGAUUACGAUCUCGCAGGCUUCGCAGUCGGAGCGGUCGAGCGAGAGCAAAUCUUGCCGCAACCAAACAUCGCCGCCGGAGAUGUCCUGAUUGGCGUGUCCUCUUCUGGGUUGCACUCUAACGGCUUCUCGCUAGUUCGGAAGGUGGUCGCGAUUUCAGGGCUGACCUACUCUUCGCCUUGUCCAUGGGACACCAACGUCACGCUUGGCCGCGCUCUGCUCGAGCCCACCAAAAUUUACACCAAAACGCUCCUUCCUGCCGUGAAAGCGGGUCUUCUCAAGGGCAUGUCGCACAUCACGGGUGGCGGCUUCGUCGAAAACAUCCCCCGCGUCCUCCCCAAGGGCCUGGGGUGCUCCAUCGACGCGUCAGCAUGGGAACUCCCGCCCGUCUUCAAGUUCCUGGUCAAGCAUGGCCGCAUCGAACCGCUUGAGAUGGCGCGGACGUUCAACAACGGGAUCGGGAUGGUGCUGAUCGUCGACCCGUCGAAAGUCGACGAUGUGCUGCGGGCCCUCGCCGCAGCCGGCGAGGCGCGCGUGUACAUGAUCGGUCAAGUCUCAGACAAGGCAGGCGUAGAGAUGCAGAACCUGGAAGGAUGGACGGCGUAGACAUCGAACACCACACACAGCCACAUAUUCAUAUUGCACUAUCUACCGUUUGUCU